GGUGAGCUUUGGAAGCCACCUUCCAAUCUGGCUGUGGCAGAGGUCCAUUGUGCUGAGAGGCCCAGAAGGAAAGGGACAACCAUGGCCAAGGUCUGGAGGUGUGUGUAGUCUGGUGUCUUUUUGAUGGCAUGCUGUUCUCAAGGGACUUGAGCACAGGCAUGAAACUGGACCAUGGGGUGAGUGGUGGGCAUCCGGGUGACCUCGGCCAGGUGCGUGGGCACACGGUAGGUAGGAUAGAGCUGAUAUGCCCGUGCACCCAUCAGUCUUUGUGAACUUCGCAGUCUUCAACCUUGCCACGUGACUCCUGAAAACAAGGCUGGAAGGGAAGGUCGCAGCUGAGACCAGGAGGGUGUCGAGUCCCGGAGCUUGGACUGGAGAGACGAUGAAAGAACAUAAGCAGUCAUUGCAUCACUCCUGAAUCUGUCCCCUGUGUUCAAGGGCUCCUGGAAUCUUCUCACACCCACCAUGAACACCUCUGAUUUCCUGGCCUCAUUGCUCCCAUUAUCCCUGCAGGGUCUAAAUUGGAGCAAGCCAAAGACCAUCCCAUACAACUUCACUGACCACUGUCAGGAUUCUGUGGACCCAAUGGUCUUCAUCGUCGUGUCCUACAGCAUAGAGACCAUCGUGGGCAUCCUGGGCAACCUCUGUCUGAUAUACGUUAUCAUGAGGCAGAAGGAGAAGGCCAACGUGACUAACCUGCUCAUCGCCAACCUGGCCUUCUCUGACUUCCUCAUGUGCCUCAUCUGCCAGCCCCUCACGGCCGUCUACACCAUCAUGGACUACUGGGUCUUUGGUGAGGCCCUUUGCAAGAUGUCAGCCUUCAUCCAGUGCAUGUCGGUGAUGGUCUCCAUCCUCUCACUUGUCCUCGUGGCUCUGGAGAGGCACCAGCUCAUCAUCAACCCAACAGGCUGGAAACCCAGUGUCUCCCAGGCCUACCUGAGCAUUGUGGUCAUCUGGCUCCUUGCUGGCUUCCUCUCCCUGCCCUUCCUGGCCAACAGCAUCCUGGAGAACGUCUUCCACAGGAACCACUCCAAGGCUCUGGAGUUUCUGGCAGAUAAGGUGGUCUGUACUGAGGCAUGGCCCCUGGACCACCACCGCACCGUCUACACCACCUUUCUGUUCCUCUUCCAGUACUGCGUCCCCCUGGCCUUCAUCCUCAUCUGCUACGUGCGCAUCUACCAGCGCCUGCGGAAACGGAGGCGUGUGUUCUGCAAGGGCACCUCCGGCUCGCGAGCCGGGCAGACCAAGUGCCUCAACCGGGUGCUGGUGGCAAUGGUGGCCACCUUCGCCAUGCUCUGGCUCCCCCUGCAUGUGUUCAACAGCCUCGAGGACUGGUACCCUGAGGCCAUCCCCAUCUGCCACGGUAACCUCAUCUUCUUGGUGUGCCACCUGCUCGCCAUGGCCUCUGCCUGUGUCAACCCCUUCAUCUAUGGCUUUCUCAACACCAACUUUAAGAAGGAGGUCAAGGCCCUGGUGCUGAGCUGCCAGCAGAGCCCCCCCGUGGAGGAUUAUGAGCAUGUGCCCCUGUCCACGGUGCACACAGAGGUCUCCAAAGGCUCUCUGAGGUUAUGUGGAGCAUCCAAAUCCAUUUAGCCAGGGGUAGAGCUUCUUCCUGCCACGGUCAUUGCCAGGUUCUUUCAUUUAGCUAAGUGGGCACGCUUCAAGCCGUGGCACCCCAACAUUAUUGCUUUUCCAGGGUCCUGGUGGGCUGGCUAGAGCCCAGAUCUGCAGAUGGUGCAGCCAUCUGUUCCUGUAAUCAUUCUGAGUCCAGAUUCUGCAAGUCCCAGUGUGUCUUGCAGCUUGAGCAGAUGCCAGAGCCAGAGAUGGUCUGCUUGUAACAGGAGGGUUCAUUCUAGUAACUCAGCAACAGAUGCCAAGCCUGGGAAGCCAGGGAUUUAGCCUCCACAGGGAGACCAUGAGGCCACCGUGGGGGGAAGGAAGGAGCACUUGGAGUCAGAACCCUGGACUCUGGUCAACCUGCAACCUCUGUGAGGCUCAGUUCCUUUGCUGUAAAAUUGGGAUACUCCUUCCUCCUGGAACUGCCGCAAGGUUUAGAGAUGUUUGUGGAUGGGCUUUGUAAAUGGUAUGAAUUCUAUGGAUGCAAGACAGUGGGAUUCCUGUUUCAUUGCUAGAACAUCCAGCUGAAGAGGACAGAUCCUGGCAGCUCUGGGUCCUUGUGCCACUCUGCAGUGGGAGAACCAGGCUUGAGCUGCUGGAAUUCCAUCAUUUCUGUCUAUCACUGCACCCGCCACCUUGUUUUGUAAUAGGUCUGCCAAUGUUCCUCCUCAGUGAGAUGGUGAGCUCCAUGGGGGUGACAGCUGUAUGGUCACCUAGUUUGUAUCCUUCAUGCCUAGGACAGCUGCUGGCUCAGGCAGAGAGCUCCAGAAGCAUUUGCCGUGGUGAGCUGUUGGUCAAGGUGCCACUGCUGAGGCUGGCCAAGGACAGGUGCGCUGUGGUCCAGCUGUGGGAGGGCUCAGCCUGCCGCAUCCACAUGCUCUCACCUGCCCUUCCUUGCCUCCCAGACUUCCCCAGCAUUGACCCCCUGCAGAAGCCUGCAGUUCUCAAGCCCAUGACUCCAGCCUCCUUCAUCCCAUGCUCUGAUCGCUGAGCGCACUUGCCUGGGAGAUGAGCCAUGGUUCUUCCAACACCUCCCUGAGACUUUGGGCAUUUAGGGGCCUUCAGUAGCAGUAGGGUAGGGAUUCCUUGAAGCCUGGCUCAAAGGGGUACUGGAUGAAAGGAGCAGGGGAUCCCCUUCCUCCAGCCAGCCAGGGAAAAUGGUGAAAGGGCUACAUGAGGGUCAGGUCCCAGUCUUUUGGCUGCUUCUGGCUGCUGAACCAGAUCCGGUGCUUCAUCUGUGUAUGGACAAGGUAGUUUUUCCUUGCAGGGAAAGAAAUGUCAAGAUUGCACCUGGGCCAUCUUGGAUGGGACGUCUGGACCUGGCUUAGCUGCUCAGAUCCACCCUUCAGCAUAGUGGACAGUUGCUAGACCCCCCACAGUCUCUCAGGGCAGGUGUUCAGGUGCCCAGAGGUCUUGAGAGCCCUCCCCAGGCCCCCAAGAACUGGCUCUACAUAGAAGAUCUGUCAAAGGAUCAGGAAGCAGAAGAUUGAGCAGCCACUUUGGACCCUCUCUCACCCUGGGACCCUGACCAAGAACCUGUGCAGCCAACCCCUAAGCCAAGGACUCUUUGAGCUACCAGCUCUCCUCCUGGAACUGUUUGUCUUGUUCUAGCUUGUGGUCACAUCUCCCUUUCUGUUCCUUUGUUCAGUCUUGUCUUGGCUUUUUGGACAGAUGUGUUGAACCAGUGUCUUAGAUGAAGCUUGCUCUUGUCCUCUGAUGUUACUUGCUGCUGGUUGCUCUAGGUAACUAGCUGCCCAGGAAAGCCCAGACCCUUGGACCCAUCUCAGAAAGAGGUCAUUGACAAAGUUACCCCAAUUAAUUUGUGGCCCUGGUCCCCUCCAGAUCCUGGGCAAUGGCCUGGAGUUUGCUUCUCACCAGCAAUCUUGAUGGUGCUGAGAUGCUUGGGGACAGGAUGGUUUAGGGUGGGCAUCUGGUGAAGGCAACUGGCAUUAGGAACUGGAGUGGUGGAUGGAAGCCACAUGGAACAUCUUCUGUGCUCCCAUCAGCUUGCUUAGGUUGACAUCUGCUGCUUGGGUGGCUGUCUCAGCACCCUAGGGCCUUGUUGUAUAAAGUGAUGUCAGAAGUUCAACAGCUUCAGCAUCACUUGGAAGCUUGUUAGAUCUGCAGCAAGUCUGUUCCCACCCCAGACCUGUUGAAUCAGAAACCUUAUCAAUAUCUACAAGUUAAUUGUGUGCUUGUGAAAGUUUGAGAAGCUCUGCUCUAGGAAACUAAUUGCCUGGAGUCUCAAGUCAACUGUGGUGAGCAGCUGUAGACACCCACCCGGGGGUCCAGAGUAGAGCCUCAGAAUCCUAGUUCUGGAGAUGUUCUGCAGAUCUGUUAUUGCUGAAAGGAUGGAUACAGUUUUGGUUGUUAGUGUCUCAUCUCUGGCCACAUGCAGAUAUAUUUCUCAUGAAACCUAUUUGUUUCUUUAAUAAAUA
Choloepus didactylus (southern two-toed sloth) is the source of this 4055-nucleotide messenger RNA. RefSeq names its product neuropeptide Y receptor type 4-2-like. Gene Ontology annotation, molecular function: pancreatic polypeptide receptor activity; neuropeptide binding. Gene Ontology annotation, cellular component: neuron projection; plasma membrane. NCBI's taxonomy places the organism in Eukaryota, Metazoa, Chordata, Mammalia, Pilosa, Megalonychidae. The coding region runs from base 466 to 1593 and encodes 375 amino acids. The transcript has 2 exons. The record is from RefSeq and is a predicted model, not a curated record. Gene Ontology annotation, biological process: G protein-coupled receptor signaling pathway.